UCUACGUCACAAGAACGCAUGUUCCGAAUGUUAUCACUUGUGUUUCAAAAACAUCACAACAUGUCAUGUAAAAUAUUAUAAAAAUGACCAAAUUGUAAUUUUAAUCCAAGUUUUUUUGUUUCUCGUGAAGAAUUCAGCUUCACAUCUCAAUCAGCCAUGAUCUUAUUGCUGAGAUGUCACACGGUUACAAAUCUGCGAAGAUUACUAACAACCCACCGAAAAUAUGCCACUUCUUGGGUGAAAACUGAUUCAUCAAGAAUACAAUCUAUCAAACCAAAGACUGCCAAAACAACUAUAAUAAAAAAAUUCUGCAUCCUUCCCGGCGUUCUUCUACAAGGCAUAGCGGUUGUAAAAUGUAGCUCGAAGGAUCCUUCGAACGCUGUUAUCACCACUGAAAUCCAGAUCGAAGAACCAGAAACAUCUUUCGAUUGGAAUUUAUUAUGCAGUUUGCUAGCUUCUGAGAUAUGGAGAUUGUUGCUAGCUGUUGUGGCUGCUGUAGCUGUAGCCAUGAUAAACGUUCAAUUACCUCUUCAUUUAGGUAAAGUUAUCGAUGUUUUGUCUAAUGCAACGUUGAAUCAAAUCGAUUCUUCGUUCUUACAUCAGCUGAAAGAACCAGCCAUUCGACUACUUUGUAUUUACGCGCUGCAGGCUUUCUUCACUUUCGUUUACGUUGAUUUAUUAGCUACAGUCGGAGAAAAUUUAGCUAGUAAUUUGAAGAAUAAAUUGUUCAUUUCGAUUAUGCAACAAGAUUUGACGUUCUUUGAUAAAAACCGUACCGGAGAAAUCAUCGAUAGAUUAACUACCGAUGUUCAUGAGUUCAAAAGUGCCUUCAAAUUAUGUGUAUCUCAAGGUAUAAGGAGUAGUACUCAGAUUGUGGGAUGUGUCAUAUCGUUAAUUACGAUCUCGCCUGAAAUGACCGGAGUUAUGUUGUUAAUUUUACCGACUUGUAUUUUGAUCGGUUCUAUUCUCGGAUCGAAUUUACGAGUAAUGUCUAGACGAGCUCAAAAUCAAGCAGCUUGGUCAACCAUCUUAGCCGAAGAAGUGAUCGCCAACAUGCGUACAGUUCGAGCUUUUGCCAUGGAAGCUCACGAAUGCGAAAAAUUCAAAAAAGAGAUAGAAAAAUCUAGUCAUUUGUUUAAAAGACUUGGUUUUGGUAUAGCUAUCUUUCAGGCUGGUACGAAUAUUUUCUUGAAUGGUAUAGUCCUGUUGACGCUGGGCAUGGGAGGAUAUAUGUUAUCGUUGAAGAAAUUAUCAGCUGGAAAUAUCAUGUCGUUUUUGGUAGCAAUGCAAACGAUACAGAAAUCUUUAGCCCAGGUGUCUUUAUUAUUCGGAUAUUUCGUCAAAGGAAUAGCUUCGGGAAAUCGAGUUUUUCAAUUCAUCAAGCUAGAUCCUAAAGUACCUUUAAUAACUAACGCGAUUAAUGUACCUAAACAAUUCAAGGCUGAUAUCAACUUUAAAAAUGUCACUUUCAGUUAUCCAACUAGACCCGAACAAAUAAUUCUAAAAAAUUUCAAUCUAACGAUACCUGCCGGUAAAGUUGCAGCCAUCGUAGGCUCAUCCGGAAAUGGUAAAUCGACCGUAGCUGCUUUAUUAUUAAAAUUCUACGAUGCUAACGGUGGACAAAUCGAAAUCGGUGGUCGAGAUAUAAAUGAUUUAGACGAGAACUGGUUGCGCGGUAAAGCGAUUGGUUUCAUUAAUCAAGAACCUGUUUUGUUCGCUUCUUCUAUUAGAGAUAAUAUCAGAUAUGGUAACCCUUCGGCUACCGACGAAGAAGUUUAUGAAGCGGCUAAAUUAGCCAACGCUGACGAUUUCAUCAAAACUUUCCCCAGAGGAUACGAUACAGUCGUAGGUGAAAAGGGAACAGCUAUAUCGGGUGGUCAAAAACAACGUAUUGCGAUAGCUCGAGCUUUUCUGAAAAAUCCCUCUAUACUUGUUUUGGACGAAGCCACGAGUGCUCUAGAUACGAUAUCUGAACAACAGGUUCAACAGUGUUUGGAAUCAGUGAUGAAAGGAAAAACCGUAUUAGUAAUCGCUCAUCGAUUAUCUACUAUUAAAAAUGCUGAUAUGAUUGUUGUACUUGAUAAUGGCGAAAUUGUCGAAGUUGGACGACACGAUGAUCUUAUGCAGAAGAAAUCUUUCUACUGGAAUUUAAUGAAUAAACAAGAAAAAAUUAGAAAACCGGAUGCUUGAACUUGAAGCUCAUAAAAGAUGAAAAUAAAAAUUAAUUUUCAAGUUUUUGCAGAGGGAAUGGUUGAAAUUUAAACACUAUGUUAUUAAAUUUAUCCAAGUAUUAAUCAAUUUACCUCACCUCUCGACAUCAUUUUUCCACCUUCCUCCGCCUUUUGAACAAAAAUGCAUACCGAUGUAAUUAUGCAUAUUUUUUUAAUAUUGUAGAAUUUAAUUCUGAUCGAAGUGAUAUUUCGGCUGUGUGAAUUAGAUUAUGUUGAUGUAUUUACUGCAUAAACGUGAAAUAGAUUGAAGAUUUAAAAAC
This is a messenger RNA of Planococcus citri (citrus mealybug), 2491 nucleotides long. RefSeq names its product mitochondrial potassium channel ATP-binding subunit-like. The record is from RefSeq and is a predicted model, not a curated record. Gene Ontology annotation, biological process: oligopeptide export from mitochondrion. Gene Ontology annotation, cellular component: mitochondrial inner membrane. Gene Ontology annotation, molecular function: ATP hydrolysis activity; ATP binding; ABC-type oligopeptide transporter activity. Lineage: Eukaryota; Metazoa; Arthropoda; Insecta; Hemiptera; Pseudococcidae. The coding region runs from base 157 to 2190 and encodes 677 amino acids. The transcript is spliced from 14 exons.